This is a messenger RNA of Cherax quadricarinatus, 4966 nucleotides long. Its product is annotated as nucleolar protein 58. The record is from RefSeq and is a predicted model, not a curated record. Lineage: Eukaryota; Metazoa; Arthropoda; Malacostraca; Decapoda; Parastacidae.
AUUUGUGUUGUCUCGUGUGCAGGUCGCCCCACCGACCUGCAGUGAUCUGGAGGCAGCGACGAGGUGGGACGGCAGCCACACAGCACCACCACCACCUCCACUCUCACCACCACUAUCACCACCGGUGUCGCCCUCAUCUCUGCCAGCGGAGCCAACACCAUGGCGCAGUAGAGAUCGUUCUCCAUCAUGCAACUUAGGAACACCAUGAUUCUAGUGCUGGUGGUAUGGCUGCUGGUGGGGUGGGUACGGUCUCAACACGACGCUACCGCCAGCAGUGAAAGGGCAAGACGUGCCCACUUCAAGAAAAGAAUACUGGAGCGACUGGUUGAACGGGGGAUCAAAGUGUCAGAGCUUGAGAAUUUGGCCGAAGAGCUGCUGGCUCGCGUUGAUCACCACCUGGCCACCACCACCAACCACCACCUGGACACCACCACCAAUCACCACCUGGCCACCACCACCAACCACCACCUGGCCACCACCGAUUAUCACCACCUGGUGGGCACCACUCAAACGUCUCAACCUUUCCGCCACAAGCGUGACCACCUGAACAGCCAGCCCCGGGAGCCACACUUGCAGCAUUCCGUGAACCGUACUCCCUCCCAACUCAUAAGGGAGAGACCAUCCUUUGCUGAAAUUCAAGCGUACGCUGAAGUCUAUCCCGAACUCAAGGAGGUGGUGGAUAACCAUCGGCAGGAGGUAACAAAGAUAGAAGAAAUCAUAGAAGAGGUGGACGAUAAACAGGUGACGCGAGCAAUGGAACAGCAGCUGUUUGUAGCAGAGCUGGUGGAGCAGAUGAGAGACAAGCGACAAACGCCUCUUACAUCCAGAGAAGUGAGAAAUAGAGACCGAAGAAGGAGAAGGCAGGAACAAAGACAGGAGCGGCAAAGAAAAAGAGAGGAGAAAAAGUCAAAGAGAAAUAAAAAGAAAAAGAAAAGGGCUAAAUUCGAUCCGAAAGUGGAAAAUAUGAUAGAUCAAGAUGUGAUAACGGUUUAUGGGGAGGGUGGUGAAAAAUAUAUAGACUGCUGUCCCUCAAAAUCGGUCAUUGUAAAGAAAAUAGUAGGCAAAGCCGACGAUAACCACGCCAUGGAGAUACAUGCGAAUCACCAGCACUUUUACGAGCGUGUGUGUUUAGACGAGUACUUGGGUAAGGAGUGUAUCUUUCCUGUUAAGGCUCUGCGAAAGGGCACUGUCACAAGGUGUGUACAACAGUAUUCGUACUCACAGGCACUCUCACGCACCUACCAAUCUGAUGAGGAGUGGAAGAUGAACAAUGUUGAGGUGAAGACUGGUUGCGCAUGUCAGGUCAGUGUCAAGCGUAGAAAUAAAAAGAGAAAGAGGAAGAGAUGAGGCCGAGAUAGACCGGGCCACAGCCAGUGCUUGGCCCCGCAGGAUAUUCUUAUGAGAAUCUCGGCACUGUCUCGCUCCCUCCAGUGCCCCUUGUUUACAUUCUGGUCUUAACACUCGUGGUUUCUAUACCAAUACUCUGAGUAUUGGGAAAAAAGAGACAUCAUUUAAAAAUAUAUGAAAAACAAAGGUAGUGAUGGAAAAUCAACCAAAUGAGACCUACACUAAGUGUAUUGCAUUAAGAGUACUGACCCGGCUGCAGCUACAGGGGCGGCAGCAACUGGAGCUACACAAGAGCAGACAUAGCAGAGCUUGUGUCAAGAGCAGGUGGCGUGAGGGCACCCGCAGCAGCAUAGGUCCAGGGCACCACCUGCAGUAGAGGUUUAGGAUGCCGUCUGCAGUAGGGGCCCUGGACGGCGGCUGCAGCAGGGGCCUUGGACGCCGGCUGCAGCAGAGGUCCUGGAUGCCGGCUGCAGAAGAGGUCCUAGACACUGGCUGCUACAGAAGCCAUGAAUGCCGGCUGCUGCUGAGGCCAUGGACGCUGGUUACAGCAGAGGUCCUGGACGCCAGCUGCAGUAGGGGACGGGGCAGCGGCCGCGGUGAGGCUAGCAGCCGGGCCCCGCUUCAUUACCUCAGUGCUCACGUGUCCGCGUGAUGUACCUCUCGACGUGCCGGCCAGUCCGGUGAAACUCGCUAACACUCUCACCUUCACCUCUACUUCACUACCACUUCUCGAAUCUCACAAGUAGCAGAUCUUGUAUUUAUUUGGUGUAUUCGUAUCUUUAUUAACUAAUAGAUGUAUAUAGAAUUGGUCUGUAUAUUUUGAGUUUGACAUGACAAAAUCAUUUCUUGUCUAUUGUAUCAUGUAAGAUAAAAGUAUAUUUUUCUUUACUUUUAUUAAGUUUUACAAAGGUAUUAACCCUGGCGUGGAGAGCUCAUACCUUCCCCACACCUGCCCUGCCCACUGCCAACCAACACCCUGUUCUCCUCCACCAAUACCUCACAUACUUUACCAUCUACCCAUUACCCAAGUCCUUUCCACCUUCUAUACCUUCUUACAUGGUCCCUUAUCCAGAUCCCUGUGUCUCCUCACACCCCUACACUACAUUAAGCCUCUUAGUUACAAAUUUAUAUAAAUUAAUAUGAAGCAUCGAACCCGUGUUGCUUAUUCUUGUCAUACACAGUAAAGACAUUGAAGUAUUUAUAUUAUUACAACUUGAUAUUGUCAUCCCAGCUUCCAGUGACAACAAAAUAUGUUGAUAUAAUAUAAAUAGAAAUAUUAAUUACGUAAGGUAAUAUAAUUUAGAAGUCCUACUGUUACAACGCAGGCGAGAGAGACCAGUCAUAAUCUACACGUGGAAAAUCCCUAGAGGGACUGGUCCCAAAUCUGCACACACAAAUCACUUCCAACGAAAGCAAAAGACUAGGCAGACGGUGCAACAUACCCCAAUGAAAAGCAAUGGCGCCAAGAGUGCACAGUCUUGGGUCCUGGACACUUAUUGUGUCCAGGACCCAAGACUGUUCAACAGCCACCCACCAUGCAUAUGGUAAAUAACCAAUAGACCCCUGGCUGCCUUCAAGAGGGAACUUGACAGAUACCUAAAGUCAGUACCCGAUCAGCUGGGCUGUGGCCGGCAGCAACACCCUGGCUGAUCAGGCCCUGAUACACCGGGAGGCUGGUCAAGGAGCGCUGACCCACUCAACGACCACCAGGUAGACCCUCCCUAUGUAUGUAGCAUCACACACACACACACACAUACACCUCCAUGAAGCAUUUUAGUACCUAGCAGUUGUAAUACCAAAGGUCCCAGUGAGUUACAUAUCUCUCCAUCGCCCAGGGUCGUUACAGCCUCUGUAACCCAGUACCACAUUACUUAUUUUCAUUAAUAAUAACCUCUAUAACACCUGCAGACGAAGAGAUUAUACAUACUGGUCACAGCUUGCAGGUUACAUUGAUCAAAUAUUAUGGCCAAAGGUCGAUUAUAGAUAUCACCUCUUUAGACCGUAAUUUGUCGAAUUCGGCUAUUUUUUCAAGGUUACAGAAAUGUGACCACUGACCCAUGUUGUGUUAGACACCAGUCUAAAUGGUACAUAUCCACGGUGUUACUAGUUUAUGUGGUCGCUAGUCCAUGUGUUGCUAGUUUGUGUUCACUAGUCCAUGUGGUUACUAGUCUACGUGGCUACUAGGCCACGGGGUUACUAGUCCUUGUGGUUACUAGUCCAUGUAGUUACUAGUCCAUGUGGUUACUAGUCCAUGUGAUUACUAGCCCAUGUGGUUAGUAGUCCACAGUGAUUUUUUUUCCUUGUAGAAAAACUUAAGGUAUUUCCCACAAUAGGAAGUAUGAUAUUUCGAACUUUUAUUACGAUGUUUCGAACCUUUAUUACGAUAUUUCGAACCUUUAUUACGAUAUUUCAAACCUUUAUUACGAUGUUUCGAACCUUUCACCACGUUGUUUCGAACCUUUCACCACGAUGUUUCGAACCUUUCACCACGAUGUUUCGAACUUUUCACCACGAUGUUUCGAACCUUUCGCCACGAUGUUUCGCACUUCCAUUGCUAAGCUGGUUGAACUGUGAAGGGUCAUCAGUGCUGUGAGUAGAGACUAUCUCGCUGGUUGUAUGUCACUUUCACCCUUCCCCCAUGAAGGUGACACCUUCACUCUACGUGAAGGUGACGCGACACCUUCACUCUACGUGAAGGUGACGUGACACCUUCACUAGUGGUACCGUAAAGGUGACAUGACACCUUCAUUCUCCUCGAAGGUGACGUAACACCUUCAAUCUCCAUGAAGGUGACGUGAUACCUUCAGUCUCCAUGAAGAUGACGUGACACCUUCAAUCUUCAUGAAGGUGACGUGACACCUUCAAUCUUCAUGAAGGUGACGUGACAUCUUCAAUCUUCAUGAAGGUGACGUGACACCUUCAAUCUUCAUGAAGGGGACGUGACACCUUCAGUCUUCAUGAAGGUGACGUGACACCUUCAAUCUUCAUGAAGGUGACGUGACACCUUCAAUCUUCAUGAAGGUGACGUGACAUCUUCAAUCUUCAUGAAGGUGACGUGACACCUUCAAUCUUCAUGAAGGGGACGUGACACCUUCAAUCUUCAUGAAGGUGACGUGACAUCUUCAGUCUUCCUGAAGGUGACGUGACACCUUCAGUCUCCAUGAAGAUGACGUUACACCUUCAACCUCCAUGAAGGUGACGUGACACCUUCAACCUCCAUGAAGGUGACGUGACACCUUCAACCUCCAUGAAGGUGACGUGACACCUUCAAUUUCCAUGAAGGUGACGUGACACCUUCAACCUCCAUGAAGGUGACGUGACACCUUCAGUCUCCAUGAAGAUGACGUUACACCUUCAACCUCCAUGAAGGUGACGUGACACCUUCAAUCUCCAUGAAGGUGACGUUACACCUUCAACCUUCACUAACCUUCCUUCUUUACCCCUUUCAUUAUCAACUCUCUUCCUUCCUUCUUCAUUCAAAAUUUCCUUCUUUCCCUAUAUUAACCUGUUUUUUUAAUCUGUCUACCCAAGCCUGAUAGAUGUUUUCUUCUACCCAAGCCUGAUAGAUGUUUUCUUCUACCCAAGCCUGAUAGAUGUUUUCUUCUACCCAAGCCUGAUA